Lymnaea stagnalis (great pond snail) is the source of this 6010-nucleotide messenger RNA. Lineage: Eukaryota; Metazoa; Mollusca; Gastropoda; Lymnaeidae. The record is from the annotation of a GenBank genome assembly.
ACAGUGUCACGUUAUAUUUCGUCAUUCAGAACAUAGGCCUACUCGAGACAACACUGUGUUUGCCUAUUGAAAAAGUAAGUUUUAUUUAUAAAUUGAUUUAGUUUAGUAAAAAUAUGUGUUUUUCGUGAUUAAAUAAGACAAAAUUAUUUACUAUAAAUGAAGAUGAUUUUUUUUUUUUAUAAUCAAUAGUAUAAAGCCACAGUCAAAGUUAAAAGAAAAAAAAAAAAUUAAACCAAUAAUUCAGACAUGCCAGUCAUAGUACUUAGGCAAUCAAAAAAUUAAAUAAGCUGACUGGUGUAUUUUUUUUUUAAAUUUCGUCAUUUUCAAUAAAAUUCGUUUUUUUUUUUUAAAUGGGGGUGAUUAUAAAAAAAAAAAAAAAAAUAAACAAAUAAUUCAAACAUACCAGUAAUAGUAAUUAGGCAAUCAAAAAAUUAAAUAAACUGACUGGUGUAUUUUUUUUUUAAAUUUCGUCAUUUUCAAUAAAAUUCGUUUUUUUUUUUUUUAAAUGGGGGUGAUUACUCCAGUCAAAAUUGAUGUUACGUAUUUUUAGGUAACACCAACUGAAGUGUUUACGUCAUAGAUGCACAAAACACCAUUGAUAGAUGCAUCUAUAUACAGUGGUUCUUAACCCGUGGCCACUUUGGAGUUCAUAUAUCUAUAUACAGUGGUUCUUAAUCUGUGGCCACCUGAUAAGCUCAUGUAUCUAUAAAAUAAUAAUAAUAAUAAGUGGUCUUAUAUAGCGCGGGACCCCAGCCUAGGGCUGGGCCAAACGCGCUGUACAUAAAAAUAUUAUCAAAAGAGACAUGAUCAUGACAUUAAAAUAAAAAUACAUUUAUGAAAAAAAAAACAGUGGUUCUUAAUCUGUUGUCAUUUUGGACGUUCAUGUAUCUAUGGUUCUUAAUUUGUUGUCACUUUGGACGUUCAUGUAUCUAUAUACAGUGGUUCUUAAUAUGUGGCCAUCUUUGAUGUUCAUGUUUCUAUAUACAGUGGUUCUUAAUAUGUGACUAAAUUGAACGUUGAUGUAUCUAUGCAUGCACAAUGGUUCUUAAUCUGUAACCACCUUGGUUGCUCAUGAAUCUUUCUUUGCACAGCUGUUCUUAACAUGUGGUUAAGUGCAAUGUUCAUGUAUCUAUUUACAGUGGUCUUUAAUAGUAUUCCCGGAAAUUUGAUCGAAAGAAAUUUUAAUCGAACGAAUAUUGUUUGGUCGGCGUUGGAUCCGAGCAUAAAUUAAUUAGAACGGAAAUUCGUUCAGAAGGAAAUUCGUUCCUAAGCGGAAGUUUGCUCAAAAUAAACGAAUGACAUUUUUUUAUUUUUAUUUAAAAGGAUAAUUUUUAACAUGCACAAAAAACGCACGCACGCACGCACGCACGCACGCUAUCGUCAGCUUCAGAAUCAAUAAAUAAGACAUCUAUAAUAUUACACUUUUUACAGAGGCUGUGCUGUCUUAUUUAUCCUUUAAAAGUGUUUAAUAUAUUGAGCUAGGAUUAAAUAAUUUUUUUAUUUUAUAUUAUAAUUUUUCUUUUAUUUCAGAACAUUGGUAACGACGUCACAAAGUGAAUCAACCAAACAAGUUUUCUCGUGGCCAUGAACGUACACAUUGCUACAAAAAUGCUCGCCAAUCUCCUCGGACUGUUCCUCGCCGCAUUCUUCAUCUCAACAACAACUUGCGCACCAUCAGGUAAGCCACAACAACAACAACAUCAUCAUGCGCACCAUCAGGUAAGCCACAACAACAACAACAACAUGCGCACCAUCAGGUAAGCCACAACAACAACAACAUGCGCACCAUCAGGUAAGCCACAACAGCAACAACAUGCGCACCAUCAGGUAAGCCACAACAACAACAACAUCAUGCGCACCAUCAGGUACCCCACACAGUCAUGUAUGUGACAAACAUGUACACUGCCCAUGCGCAACCCAUCAUAUCGCACACCCAUCGUAAAAAAAAAAAACAACAAUAAAAGUAAAUUUUAUUAAAAUGUUUAUACAUUUUACCCACUUCUCAUACGCACCUUCCGUAAAAAAAGGAAUUAAACAAAAAAAGAAAUAAAUAAAUCUCCUUUUAACAAAUUUCAUUUAGAACGAACUGCGUAAUUAUUAUUUUUUUUUUUUAUAUCCACGCAAACCCAAGUCCAAUGUAUGAACAAAUAAGUUUAUAUUUCAAACUAAAUUUGUAACAUUCCUGGACGUACAACGUUCAACAAACUUUUAUGUGGGUUUCCAUUAAGUUUUAUGUCGAUUCUCUUCUUCGUUGUCAUUGUUAAAGUAAAAUAAUAAUUCUUCUUCCAGGACCGACACUGAACGAUUUAGUGUCCUUUCAUUGUCCUUCCGACCGGCCCUUCAAAUGCCUGCCCUACGGAGCGUGCUGCAGGGGCUCCGAGUUCUGCUACUCGGGGAUGUGCGAGUCGUGUUUCCCGCGCGGCGUCGAGGACGGGGCGCUGCUGGACUGGUGCCGGGAGAAGGGGCAGUUUGACGUCGCCUUGAUGAGGAACGACGGCUGCCGGUUGGCGUGUCAGGACGUUUUCAACACCACCCAGCUGAUUUACGGUGAGUGAUCUGCUCUUUGGUCUUUGUUACGUCUUGAACUUUCUAAAAAAUGGUUUAAACAAAAUUCGUCUUGGUGUUUUGACCAACUUUCUAUUGGUGUCUAGAGAUGCAAUUCGAAAUGGAGAAAAUACUAGGGUACCCCCCCCUACCCAUUUUUUUCCCCCCCCCCCCCACACACACCUUUUUCCAUAAAAAAAAUAUUGAACAAAUGUCGUAAAAUAUGUGACCACUGUCACAAAGGAAGCAUUUUUUUGCUUAUAUGGAGGGGGGGCAUUGUGGACCACCUGCAGAGUUCUUUCAUGGAAGUGGGGCGGCCAAACUCUUGGCCGGCCACCCCCCCCCCCAGGUGGCCAAACUCUUGGCCGGCCACCCCCCCCAGGGGGGAGCGGUGGCACUAAACCUAGCUACGCCACAGCAGCGUAAAUGCUGUUCUAGUCCAAGCUCAAACUCAAUACGUAUUCUUAGUAAAAAAAAAUAAAUUCAGUAAACAAACAAAAGGACUCAACGAUUCUUUUAAACCCUAAAACAAAGAUCUCUUUUUCUGUUUUAUGUUUGAAAACCGACCUGAGAAAUCCUCCCUUGAAAACAUAACAAACGGUGAUUGAGCUUGAGAAAUGAUAAAUGAAGAUAUGAUUUAUUAAAAAGCCCAGGCCCGGGGCAAGCCAAAAAAAGAUGCCCACGGGCAAUGCUUGAGUUUAGGACCCCUGUUCCCAGAAAAAAAAAAGUAUAUUUUAAUACACAUAUUUAGCAUGAAAAUAAAAUGACGCGUUAGGCGUCCUCUAAAGAUUGGCACCCGGGGUGAGUGACCCCCUUCGCCCCCACCCCAAACCUGUUUUUUGUUUGUUUUUUUUCUUCUUUUUUUUUUUUUUUUUUUUUUUUUUUUUUUUUUUUUUUUUUUUUUUUUUUUUUUUUUUUUUUUUUUUUUUUUUUUUUUUUUUUUUUUUUUUUUUUCUUUUUUUUUUUUUUUUUUUUUUUUUUUUUUNAUUAAAAUAAUUAGAUAUUAUAUUUUAGACUAAACCUUGACACCGCGUUAACACAGUCCACCCUGAAACUAAACUAAAACCAAAGUUGCAUUGUCUUGGAGUUGGCUGGCUUUACAAUAUGAUCUGAAUGAUCACUCUUAAAGUCAUUACCGUCAUCAGGGGUUGGGGUGGGGGGGGGGUUGGUGGAGUUCUAUUAGUAUUGGCCUUUUUUUUUUUUCUUGAAAAAUAAUUUUAGAUGUAUUGCAUUGGAGUUGUUCUGAUUAAAUUUUUUUUUCUUUAAUAGAAUAACUAAUUAUGUACUGAAAAUGAAUUUGUAUAUUGUAAUUAUUUUUUUAAAGUAUCCAUUUAUUUGGAUCAAUAAAAUAAUAAUAUUGGCAUAUAUUUAAAAAUGAUAUUUGACUGUUCCCGUUCUAUUCAUUUGAGAACUAUUUUUAUGCUUUAAACAAAAAAAACCCACAAAAAAAAAAUGCACCUUUUGUAUGAAAUGAAAAACUAUGACAAUAAAAGGGGCAAACAUUAAAACAGAAACACAACAACACAUCUAUUUGUCCGUUUCAGACCUGAUGGCUGUAACUGUAGGGCUAACUGCAUGUCUGGUAGUCAGCCUGCUUAUAAUCGUCGGUCUACUCUACAUCAUCUGCAGACUCAGAAAACAAAGGAGACGAGAGUACAUAUCAGGUUAGGCUUCAUUCACUACCAUUUAUCUCGUGCCAAGCUGUUGGUCUUAAAGGGUGAACUCAAAUUCCACAAAAAAGCAUUGAAAUAAACUUUAAACUUCAAGAGAGAGAAUUAAAACUAUUUUAAAAAACCAAUCUGGGAUAUCAUCAGCAUUUCAGAGGCGUAGCUAGAGUGUUUGGUGCCCGGGGGGGGGGCAAGAUUAAUUUUAAAGAGCCUCCUUUUUUUUCAACUCUCAAAUUAUUUUCAUCAAUAAAAUAAUAUAAAAGCACAUCUUUGCGCCACUAACUAGUCUGGCGCCCUGGGACAUCUGUCCCCCCUUAGCUACGCCUCUGCAAUAUUUAGAAUUAGAUAAAUGUGUUGUAAACUAUUUACAUUUCGAUUUUUUGAAAAAAAAACAACAACUUUAUUCUUGUUUACUUUACAGCAGCUCAGUCCGAAAAUGCAGCCCCUUCUGAGGCGUUUACCCCAGCUGUAAGCAAACAGUCAUCCGUAGACUUGGAACAUCAGUUACAAGAACUAGAUGAAUGUUUAAAGGGCAAAGGAAAGAAAAGUACAGAUGAUGACACCUAUGUACAGAGACGCCAAUCAGCACCGAACCUUUCCAAUGGCACUGACGACAUGGCUGCGAGCGACAAGAAAAAAGCGAGGGCGUUAAACAGUCUCGCCACCAGUGACACCAAAUCCUGCGUCCCCAUCGAUGAAACGCCAACAAACGCUACCAGUUACAAGCCCAGCACAAUCCAUCAGGACCUGGUAGUUGACAUCGAGGUCCACGCGAACAAUGAGGGUAACCAACAGUCAACAGCAGAUGAGACUGGAGGAAUCCUUGAAGAGAAUGAUCGGUCUUCACAUAUCUCUAUUCGAGUAGCCCCUUCACGCAGCGGAGUGCAAAAUGGAGAAGAAGAACCAUUGCUGGAUACUAAAUAAUAAUGUUACACAUUGAAAGAUGUGGCCCGGGGGGGGGGGGUGUAUCGUAGAUACGACAUUAACUUGAUACGGUUAGAAUAUUAAUUUCUUUAUGGAAGAACAAAGAAAAUAAAUUAUUUUAAAAAAAAAAUAAUUUGAAAUAAAAUAGAAGAUUAUUUUUCACAACUGUUAUCGAACUAUUUGAAUCAAGCCUAAAAAAAGCAAUGCCGCGCAAUCAUUGUAACCAUUACCAACCAAUCACUGAUUGGAUAUAAUAUGGAAUGUAUUGAUCUGUUAUUUACCCUAUGUGUUUGCAUAUUUGUUGGAGUGGUCUAAUUUAUUGCAGUAUUAUUAAAUGAGCACAUGAUAUUGUUUGUUACAAUAUUCGUGUUUGUUGGUUUGAGUUAAUUUAAAUAUUAAGUGUAAUUUUUAAAAAAAAAUAAUGGAACAUUCUUUACUAUCAUUUGCUAUCUUGGUAAAGUUGUUGCUAAGAAAAGUCCAUAGAUUCAUAUCAAUCUUAUGUUGCACAAAGGUAAAUCUUUAUUGUUAACAUAUAAUUCAUAUUAAUGACAUACAUAUUUUUAUAUGCAGAGUGUGCGAAUGUUGUAUGUUUGAAAUUAUUUAUUACACUACAUUUUUAAAAAUGAAAAUCCUUCCUCAAUGUUUUAAAGUGAGGCUCAAAAUAUAGUGAACGGAGACAGCUUUAAAAAAUAUAUUUUUUUAUUUUGUAAAUAUGACAAAUAAAUGUACAAAAAUUAUGCGGUUGAUAUUAAUGCAAAUAUUGUUGUUCUCUGUCAUAAAGAGGUGCGAAUGUUAACAACGUGGUGAUAUAAUUAUUUUCUACACUAUUUAUAAAAUUAAUUUUAUUUAUACGUCAAUAAAUGAAUAUAUUGGAA